UUUGCACAAUGGAGAGAGUCGUAGAAAUCGAGAAAGGACUUCAAGCGGAAGAACAUCUGAGGGAUAGAAUUAUAAGAUUUGGAACUUUACUUGCAAACAUAGUUUAUGAUGAGUAUAUAUACCUGAAGAAACUUCGUCUCAGAUAUGGUAUUUAUAACUUCCAGAAUUCAGGAGGAAGUCCUCAAAUAUCAUUUAAAGUCAGAUGCACCAAACUGGCCAAGCUCAAACAGGAAGAGAGCCUUGAUGUGGCAGUGGUAAUAAGAAGGCUUCCUUAUAAAGAUUUCACAACAAUUUUCAACAACUUCAAUAACGCUCAGUUAUCUCGUCUAAGUGUUGGAUGACAUAAAUUGAUAAAUACACUUAGCUUGCAUUUCGUUCUCAACUCUUUCGCCCGGAAUUUACCAAGAGUCUCACAGACUAUUAGUUUAGUCGGCUUUAGGAUUACAGAGAAGCAGCUGAAAAGGGUCUUAACAAGCUUGCUUGAGGUUGAGAAUUUGAGGUUCAGAGAAUGUUUACUUCCAUUAAUUCAGACACCUCUUAAGAUCCAGAGACAAGUUCUAGUCAGAAAUAUCAAUAUUGCUAUGUGUCAAGACCACAAUAGACUCCCUCUUGGUCCAAGUAACCCUACUGUAGAAUCCCUUGUGAUGCUCAUCAGCAACGAAUGCUUCAGGGAAGGACUGAAGCUAUUCAGGUUAAUGACUGACAAGUCAAGUAGUGGUGCUGAAUAUUACUACUCUCUCGCCCAGAAGUAUGAUAUAGGGAGUACCAAACUUAAGGUUUCCUUCUUUUAGACUCCCAGAGAGGGGAAUAUAGAACCUCAAUAUCU
Messenger RNA from Moneuplotes crassus, 826 nucleotides. The record is from the annotation of a GenBank genome assembly. Lineage: Eukaryota; Ciliophora; Spirotrichea; Euplotida; Euplotidae.